This is a messenger RNA of Balearica regulorum gibbericeps (East African grey crowned-crane), 2362 nucleotides long. NCBI's taxonomy places the organism in Eukaryota, Metazoa, Chordata, Aves, Gruiformes, Gruidae. The record is from RefSeq and is a predicted model, not a curated record.
UUUUUGAAUUUGGAGAAUUCCUUUGAGGGAAAAGACUACGUAUGUGGGAGGAUGCUCCAGUUCCUGAUGGAAGCGAGUGGGAGAGAAGGAAAUCCAAAUCUUGUGUCCUUUCAGCUGCUGGAGACUCUCUUGUACAGGGUUCACUUAAGCCUGUUUACAGGAAGACAUCAGAAUGCUCUUGUUCUGCUGCAGAAUGCUUUAAAAACUGCAAAUGAAAAGGUAAUAUCAGAACACCUUACUGUAAGUGACCGUUGCUUGGCUUGGCUGGCUUACAUACAUCUAACUGAAUUCGGCAUUCUCCCAGUCAAGUUCUAUGAUCCAGCUAAUGUCAGUCCUUCAAGGAUCAUGAACAAAGAGCCAUUUUUGAUACCAUGGCAAACGGUUCAAGAUGUGAAGACUGAUCCUGAUAUGCUAUUAGCUAUGUUUGAAGAUGCAGUCAAAGCAUGUACCGAUGAAAGCCUUGAGGCUGACAAAAGAAUAGCUAUCUGCUUUCCUCUCUAUAGAAACAUGAUAGCUUUGCUGAAACUUCUUGAAAGGUGGGAGUCUGCUGCAGAACUCUGUAGAUCUUUAUUGGAGCUCUGCCCUGACAACUGCCACCUCUUGGAGAGUUUGGCCACCUUGUAUUUGCAGAUGGAUCAGAGUGACAAUGCCUACAAAGUGUGGAUUGGAGCUUUUGAGAGGAAUCCUCAGAAUGCAGAAAUCUUUUAUCAGUUGUGUAAAUUCCUUGUUUCACAGGAAAGGUCAAGCAGUAUUCUUCCACUGUUGCAAGAUUUUGUGGCAGCUUUCUUUGAGAAUAUGUGCCAAGAGCAUGGUCCUAUGGAUCUCUUAAGAUAUCUCUUGAAUUUUCCAAUGCCAAUUGAAUUUACAUCACCUCUCUAUAAAGAACAUCUUACAGAUGAUACUGUAAACCAGCAAAUCCCUUAUCUGUGGCAGAUCUACUGUUUGUGCCAGUCUCUUCACGCGAGUUUUGGGGAAGCACUGGAUGCUUAUGAAGCAGCUCUGGGGGCAGUGAUGCAGCAGGAAACUGUUCAGAACAUCUGGCUGGAUUACCUUGUUUUUAUCAAUAGCAAAGUUGUUGGAUCCAACAACAAAGUUCAAGAAUUCAAGCUUUUUACUGACCUAGUGAACAGAUGUCUGGUUACAGUCCCCACACGAUACCCAAUUCCUUUUAGUACUGCUGAUUAUUGGACCAAUUAUGAGUUUCAUAAUAAGGUAAUUCUUUUUUAUUUGAGCUGCAUUCCAAAAUCUCAACAUUCCAAAACCUUGGAACGGUUUUGUUCUACCAUGCCUGCUAAUCCUGGACUUGCACUGAGACUGCUUCUGCAAUACUGGGAGGAGAGCAAUGUUCAAAUUCUGAAACUGCAAGCCAAGAUGUUUACAUAUAAUAUCCCAACAUGCCUGGCCAUCUGGAAAAUAGCCAUUGCUGCCGAAUGCUUUCUAAUGGGACAAAGAGAAGUCCAUCAUUUAUAUCAGAGAGCCCUUCAGAAGUUACCUCUAUGUGCAACACUGUGGAAAGAUCAACUCUUGUUUGAAGCAUCAGGAGGAGGUAAAACUGAUAACCUGAGAAAACUAGUUUCCAAGUGCCAAGAGGUUGGAGUCAGCCUAGAUGAGCUUUUAAAUUUAAACACUUACAGAACAGAAAGCAAGAAUCACUGAACGCUGGGUACGGUCAGCCAUAAGUCCUAUUAAAUGCCAAAAUCAGUUGAAUGAUUCUUCAGGCUGAUCCAUGCCUAAGAUCUGUGUAAGGCAGAUGAGUAUUGCUGAGCGUAUUGAGUCUCCAAUCUGCUUUCCUUGAACCUGGAAACAAUUAACAUGACCCUCCUCUGGAAAAAUGAACUCCCUGUCUGGCCUUGCUUCUGGGCCCUGCCAGAUUCUCAUAACGUCAUCUACGUAAGUAUAGUUAAUCAAAAUGACAGACAUUAUUUUUUUAUGUUUUUAUUUUCUGUUUUCUUUGUUUUGCUGUUCCUGAUUCACUUGACACUCUCACUGAUGCCUGAGAGAUCUGUGUUUGGGAUUAAUUUACUGGGCUGUGUUUACAGUAAAAAGCAAGUAGUCCAUUUUGGGUUUUUCCUUUUUUUUAAACCUUUUUUGAGACUUUUUCAUUACAGGAUUUAAAACAAAAGCAGCCGCUCUUAAGGAAAAUGUAACUGCCGUGGCCACAAGUAUGCUUCUUGCACUUGAAGGCUCUAAGAGGGUUGCUUACUGCCCUUUUCUGCAUUGGACUCACGGCAGAGACUAUUAAACUUGAAGAUUAAAGAAACUAUUGCAAAUGCCAGUGCAUCAGAACCUAAGAGUGGUCAAUUAUGUGCAAUUUUUUGUAAAGAAAUUUUAAUUUAUAAUAAAGUUUAACAAUUUAAAGAAA